UCUAACUGUGCACCUAAGUACAGCCAUUUGUUACAAGCUAUAGUAUACAACUUGACCUCCAAUAGUGCCAUCUCUGAAGCAGAUAUUACAUCACAUCAGAGCCAAAGAUUGAUAGAUGACGUUUAGGCAACACGUACAGAUACGGAACGAAUACACCACAAGUGUACAACAGUGCUAAGUUGACAUCUUGUAGAAUAAUCUACAUAAUGUCACAAAAAAACUAUAGAAUGUCAAAUAUACCGACAUAAUGUCACUUUUUCCCCUUUUUGUCUUAAAUACAUACUUCGCUUGAAAAUAAACAGCCGUCAACGAUCAAUAUGUUCUGAAUUCUUAAACAAAUCAUUCAAACGAGUCGUUGACACAGCUUUGCGAACUGAAUCUACCAAUAGCUUUCUUGAAUCUACCUUUCCGUGGAUAUAACUGUCAUGUGUCAAUUCUGACGUUUUCCUGUUUCAAGUUUAAAGUAAAUAUAAACGUCAUUUUCCCCAAAUCAAAUAACGGUUGAAAAAGAAAAAAGAUUGUUUUGGAUUCCUUGUAUUUGGCUUUGGUAGUUUACUUUUUGUUGUGUUUUUUAGUACAAGUGUACCGUGCCAGCGUAUCUAUUCAGUUCUUCAACGGAUUGAAGGUAUUAAAGUUUCAGCAAUAGGAUAUUUCCAAAAAUGCCAAGAACCAAAGUAACUAGGAAGAAGGUGUUUCCUAAACAAGAACCUGGCGAACCAGAAAAUGUAUCCAGAGGCAGAAUCACAAAGGAACUUAAAGAAAGAUGUAGACAGUAUGAUCUCAACAAAAUUAACGACUUUUACGAUAGAAUGCUAACUAAAAUCGAGGAAAACUGCAUGACAAGGAUCUUGAAAAUACCUCAGAAAUUCAGGAACGUGACCAUUGAGGAUAUUAGUGAACUACCAUCGUUCAACACUACUGCAGCACCAUCUCUAUUAGAGAGUACAACUCUUCUUUCAACCACGAAACAAACGAAAAAGAGAAGCCUAUCAUGCAAUGAUGAUGGCUACAUGACGUGUGAUAGUGGUGCAUCUUCAGAUGUCCGUCAGUCGCGCAGCAGAGCCAAGAAGAAAGUCGCGGAACCUUCCGCCAGGCCGACACGCUCUUUGUCCAGGACCACAUCGACAAACAGAUUGGGCAAGUUAGGCGCCGGAAAAGAUCCUGUAGUUUGUUCGACGCCAAUGAAUCAGGCGACUAGAAACGAUAUCGGAACAAUCACUCCUAAGUGUAACAUAAAACAACCGCAGUUGAUACUGAGAAGACCGAGAGGUGGCGAGGUGGCCUUCUCUCAAGAAGGCAGUCCGUUGAUGCCUGGUGCCUAUGUGGGCGACAAUUUGGUCAACUUAAACAUCCCCCUGGACGAUGGCAGAGUAAUCAGCCUUCUGCCCGAGAUGGGCACCAUCAGGGACUCCAUCAUACCACAGUUUGACCCGGAAACGUUGCAACAGUUAGAUCGACUACGUAGGAAUUUGGACAAGAUGUGUAAGCUUGGAAGUGGACGUAAAUAGCAGUGUUGUACCAAUGAAUGUAGCAAGCAUGAAUGGUUUUAUGUCCAACGACGAUUGUCUCCGAUUUUUACUAUACUGACAAGUUUUUUGGAUCCUCAUAGCAGUCGCGGUGUCCUGGCUUCAGGCUUCUGCCGGCGCGACUGCUUCGGUAUAAAAAAAUACACUAGCAUAAAUUUUGAUUGCAAGUUUUUUUAAUAAAAUUUUCUGUUUUUCAGUA
Messenger RNA from Acanthoscelides obtectus, 1725 nucleotides. NCBI's taxonomy places the organism in Eukaryota, Metazoa, Arthropoda, Insecta, Coleoptera, Chrysomelidae. The record is from the annotation of a GenBank genome assembly.